AUGGCUAAUGAGGACGAAACUGCAGCUAAAUUGAAGUCUGACUUGUCUUCCUUAAAAUCUCAAAGGACAACUAUGAAGCGUACUAUUUCUAAUUUAAAAACUAAAAUAGAAAAGGAAGGAUCAUCUGCUGAUUAUACAAUAAUCGAAUGUCGUUUACAAAUGCUGGAGUCGUACUUUAAGCAGGUGAGCCAUAUUCAAACCCAAAUUGAACGUUUAGACCCUUCAGAUGAAGGCCGUACUGAUUUAGAGGAAAUUUUUAUCGCAAGCAAAAGUUAUAUGGUAGAUUUGUUAAAUAAGAAGCGACGUUCUAGUGAUGUAGAUCAAAGUUUUUUAAAUACAACUUCAUCAUUUUCGCAUCAAAAUCGCCUUCCAAAAUUAAAACUACCCACUUUCGAUGGAAAAUAUUGUGAAUACUCACGGUUUAUUACAACAUUCAAAAUGUUAGUUCACGAUGAAACUUGCAUUCCUACUAUUGACAAAUUUAAUUACCUGUUGAACUGCCUUAGUGGCCAAGCACUUGCACUAAUUGAGCCCUUGCAAGUAAUAGAAGAAAAUUAUCAAAAGGCUUUAGACAGCUUAAGAAACAGAUACGACAACAAAUCUUUAAUUUUCAUCGAUAAUGUUAACACUUUAUUUUCGAUUUCGCCCAUAAAUAAACCAAGUUCUACGGGUUUGCGUGCUAUAUUGGACAAUGUUGCUGCUAUUCGAAGUUCUUUAUUAUCUUUGGGUUCAGAACUUGAUGUUAUGAAUGCAAUUAUUAUACACAUUGUUUUGUCAAAAAUCGAUUCGGAAUCCAAAGCUGUUUAUGAUGAGAAACAAGAUUUCAACAAGUUACCAUCAUGGGAUGACUGCUAUUCCAUUCUUAGUCGUCGCUGUCAAUUCCUUGAAAGCCGAAGUGCUGAAGCCGACUCCUUUCGUGAUCCAGAACCGAAACUUAAGCCAAAAUUUAGACGUCCAGGUUUAUCGCUCGUUACAUCAAAUAUUUUCUGUGAGUAUUGCCAAAGCAAAGACCAUUUUGUAGGAAAUUGUGCUUCAUACUUAGCGUUACCUGUGCCCCGUCGUUUUGAUUUUGUUAAAUCCUCUAAUCUUUGCAUCAAUUGUCUUCGUAAAGGCCAUAUGGUGUCAAAGUGUAUUUCAAAAUCACGAUGCCGAACUUGUCGUGUUUCUCAUCACACAUCAUUGCAUAAUCAAAGUUCGCAAACUUCAGAUUCAUCAAAUUCAUCGUUACAACGUCAUACAUUUUCGAAUCCAUCGUUUCAACAGCGUUCAUCAUCGGCACAGUCUUCCACAUCAUCGAUUCAACCGUCGUCUUCGAUUCAAUCAACUUCAAACCAGCAAACAUCAUCGUCCAGACAAACAACUGGUUCAGCAGCCAUCCAUUUAACAACAAAUUCAUCAUUCGUUACUCGCACUCAUCGUCGAGUUUUGCUCCCUACAGCUAUUGUUUUAGUUAGAGAUAAAUUUGGAACAUUACAGCCUCUAAGAGCUCUUUUAGAUUCGUGCUCAGAAAUUAAUUUAAUUACCCAAGAAACUGCCAAUCGACUUCGUCUCAGUCAAACCAGGUCCAUUCAAGAUAUAGCUGGAGUCUCGGAUAUUCGUACACAAUUAAGAUAUAAAGUCGCCGCAACGGUUAAAUCUCGUAUAUCAGAAUUUGAAUUCACAUCAAUAUUCUCCGUCACUAAAUCAAUUUCAUCUCAACAACCAGCCGAACGCGUAAAUAUUAGUAAUUGGAAUAUUCCUUCAGAUGUGGAGCUGGCAGAUCCUGAAUUUUAUUUACCUCAGCGCAUUGAUUUACUUCUUAGCUCCGAGAUUUUCUUCGAUCUUCUACUUGAUGGCAAGGUUAUUCUUGGAGAAGAGCUCCCCUGUCUCAUUAACACCAAACUUGGAUGGAUAAUAGGAGGCAAGGUUGAUUCUCAGACACCAAAUAAAAUUUUGUCCUGCAAUGUCAUUACCUACCAAGAUUUAGAUACGAUGCUAAAGGCAUUUUGGGAAAUUGAAGAAUUUGCCCAAAAUAAAUCGUUGAUGACGGAAGAGGAAAAUCAAUGUGAGUCCCAUUUCAUUAAAAAUACAGUUUUCGAUGAAACUGGUAGAGUCAAGGUUCGUUUGCCAUUUAAGUUCCCAGUCGAACAACUUGGUAGCUCUUUUGAAACCGCUCAUCGUCGUUUUAUUUACCUUGAGAAGCGCCUUCAAAAGGACGAAAUGAUAAACAAAAUGUACAUCGAAUUUAUGCAAGAAUAUAUUUCACUCGGACACAUGUCUUUAGUCAGCUACGAUGUUUUGAAUAAACCCCAUUAUGUGAUACCUCAUCAUUCAAUCUUGCGUCCCCAAAGCUCAUCAACCAAACUGAGAGUGGUGUUUGACGCUUCAGCUCAUACAUCCACAAACAAAUCAUUGAAUGAAAUAUUAAUGGUCGGACCAACCAUCCAGCAAGAACUAAUCAUCGCAAUUCUUUGUUUUCGUUUUCAUAAAUUCGCUAUGUCAGCAGACAUUUGUAAAAUGUACAGACAAUUUUUGGUGCAUGAAGAGGAUAGAAAUUUCCAACUAGUCCUCUGGAGGGACAACGGCAAUAGUCCAUUAGAUUUAUAUCAGCUCAACACUGUAACAUAUGGUACAUCAGCUGCACCGUUUCUCGCCAUACGUAGUCUUUCAUUCAUCGCUGACACAUACAAACAAGAAUUUCCCAUUGGGUCUCACGUUCUCAAGCAAGACUUUUACGUAGACGACCUUCUUACUGGAUCAUCAACUCUCACUGAACUGCUAAUAAAAAAGACUGAAAUUACACAAAUUCUAGAUAGAGCAGGAUUAAAACUAUCAAAGUGGAGUUCCAAUUAUUCACAAAUAUCACAUUCCAAUGAAGAUUUGCUCCUAAAAACAAGUAAUGAAAAUAUUACCAAGGCUCUUGGAAUGUAUUGGAAGCCUGAUAAAGACGUAUUUUGUUUUCAAUUCGAAUUAUCAAUUAUUGAAGUACCUACAAAGCGUUUGGUGUUAGGGGUAGUUGCAAGAAUUUUUGAUGUCCUUGGUUUGUUAAGCCCAGUUGUAGUUUCUUGCAAAAUCCUCAUACAAGAAAUGUGGAAGCAGCAAAUUGGUUGGGACAUACCUUUAAAUGAACAACUACAAAAUCGUUGGCUUCAAAUCGAAAAAACCUUACCACACAUUAACCAAAUAGAAAUACCCAGAUUUGUUGGUUUAUCUCCAGACACGAAUUUUGACAUCCAUGGUUUUUCGGACGCCUCACAGUUAGCUUAUGGCUGUUGUUUGUAUAUUCGUGUACGUGUUCCCAAUGGUUUUCAAGUAAAUCUACUUAUUGCUAAGUCUAAGGUUGCUCCUGUCGUCCAACAAUCACUGCCCAGAUUGGAGUUAUGCGCUGCUCUCUUACUGAGUCGCACAUGGGCCAAAAUUAAAGAUAAGUUUCAGAACUAUAUGUAUCAAAUAUUUUUCUGGUCAGAUUCUAAAAUAGUAUUAAAUUGGCUUAAAAAUCAUUCGUCUUCGUAUGUGUGUUUCGUCGCCAAUAGAGUAUCAGAAAUUCAGAAUACAACCAACAAUAUACCUUGGCGUCAUGUACCAUCGAAGGAAAACCCGGCGGAUAUCGUAUCUCGCGGUUGUCUCGCAAAUGAACUUGCUUCUACAAGUUGGUUCAGAGGUCCAGACUUUCUCAUGCUAAAUGAAAAAGAUUGGCCUAAAAGCACCAUAUCUACUACCAAACUUCCUUCGUCAGAUAUCAGAAAAACAUCGUUUAAAACAACCAUUGUCGCUAAUUCAAUCAUUUCUGAAAUCAUCAAAAAUCAAUCAUCGUUUCUUCGAAUACUGCACAUCAUCGUUUAUAUUCAUCGUCUAUUUCACAAACCAAAACGAAAUUCAUUCAUAACUUCCGAAGAACUACAAUUGUCGUUUUGGAAAAUUGUACACGACAUUCAACAAUCUUCGUUUAGAGAUGAAAUUUGUCACUUACAAAAAGGUAUUACUUUACAACCCGCACUGCAAAAAUUAUCGCCAUUUCUUCAAGACAUGCCCAGUUAUAAAACAACAUUACCGAUACUCAGAGUUGGUGGCAGGCUAGCAAAUGCAUCAUUAUCGUUCAACACAAAGUUUCCAGCAUUACUCCCAAAAGAUCAUCGUUUUACAACCCUUUACAUCAAGCAUCUUCACUUAAAACAUCUUCAUGCAGGACCUAAAGCUCUUCUUGGAAUCCUUCGUCAACAAGUUUGGGUCACAAACGCUCGAGAUAUAGUAAGAAAAAUAGUACGAAAUUGCAUCCACUGCUUCAAAUACAAACCUCGGCUAUUACAACAAAUUAUGGGUGACCUACCAGCCGAUCGUCUCAAGGCUCAACGUCCUUUUUUUAUUUGUGGUGUAGACUUCUGUGGUCCAUUUUACACGUCUUAUAGGAUCAGAGGAAAACCGCCAUACAAAACAUACGUGGCUAUUUUCGUUUGUUUUGCCUCAAAGGCUAUCCACAUUGAACUCGUUUCGGAUCUGUCUACUAAUUGCUUUAUUUUGUGUUUGAAGAGAUUUAUAGGUAGACGUGGAAUACCUCAUCGUUUAUAUUGUGACAACGCCACAAAUUUUGUUGGCGCCAACGCAAGGCUCAACGAAUUUAAACAGCGUUUCUUCGAUAAAGAUAACACCAAAGCUAUAAUGGAGUAUAGUGAAAUUACUGGAUUCCAAUUCAAGUUUAUUCCGCCACGAUCACCCCAUUUCGGUGGACUUUGGGAGUCCGCAGUAAAAUCCACCAAAACCAUUUUAGUCAAAAAUAUGUCUAACGCUGGUGUUACAUAUGAAGAGCUGCAAACAAUUCUUGUUGAAGUGGAAGCCAUCUUGAAUUCACGCCCUAUAGCACCCAGAUCGGAUGAUCCGAAUGAUGGAGAAGCUUUAACGCCAGGACACAUGCUAAUUGGUUCCUCGUUACUUGCUUUGCCUGACGAAAAUUUAGAAAACCACAAAACCAUCAGUUAUUUAAAGCAUUGGCAAAUGGUUACAUACUUGAAGCAGCAGUUUUGGACACAAUGGGUACGUGACUACGUCCUCACACUACAACAAAAAGCUAAAUGGUUCAAGUCAUCUCAAAAUAUUCAAAUAGGCAGAUUGGUAAUCGUUCAUGAGGAUAAUAUACCUCCACAACAGUGGCUCCUCGCUCGUAUCGUAAAAGUAAUUCCUGGUCGUGACGAAAAAAUUCGAGUGGUAGACGUCCAAACAUCAAAAGGCAUUCUUAGAAGAUCUAUACACAAAAUUGCUCCCUUACCAAUAGACGAAACUAAUUGA
Molecule: messenger RNA, 5259 nt
Organism: Calliphora vicina (urban bluebottle blowfly)
Lineage: Eukaryota; Metazoa; Arthropoda; Insecta; Diptera; Calliphoridae
Exons: 1
Coding region: 1-5259 (1752 amino acids)
Biological process (GO): DNA integration
Molecular function (GO): nucleic acid binding
Source: RefSeq, a predicted model, not a curated record